GCUUACGCUAAGUGUCAAGAAGCAAAACAUCGCCGUAAAAUUAUCUUACCUUCUGUGAUUUCAUGGGAGUAUGGUUCUAAUAAAUAUGCAAGUCAAAAAGGUACCACUGGUUUUGGUAGCAUUCGAAAUGCAACAACUCAAAUUACAAGUACCAAACAAUUAAGUGAAAGUAACGAUGGUGUGGUGCCAUGGAUCAACUGUCCUCAAUUACGAGAUAAAGAACUUGCAUCUCAGUCAGGUCUCACACCCUUUGGUGGUAUUCGAGAGCAUUCAAUUAAAGUAUUGGAUAAGGUAGGAGAAAAAAAAAAGGAAAUACACAAAAUUAUCAACGAUCAAGCAAGAGAAGGUAUUUUGAAAAUCUGGUCAACACCAAAUCCUGAAGCUAAAACUGACCAACCAUUUGGACAUCAUCGUCAUGCUGUAAUGGAAAUUAAAGGUGGUCGACAAUUUAGUCAGAAAGAGUUAAAUGCCAGUCGAGCGGCUAUUCCAAAGUUCCAAGAUCCUCGAGGAACUCUGGCAGCUAAGGCAGAAAAAAAUCGUUCAAUUGUACCAAUCACCAGCAGUAGCCAAAAUUUAACGAGUAUGGAAAAUCAGAUCAAAACUGAUGCCAAUGUUUUAGAUGCAGAUCAGUACAUGGCAUGGGUCGGAGGACAGGUUUAUUGA
This is a messenger RNA of Thelazia callipaeda (thelaziosis nematode), 663 nucleotides long. The record is from the annotation of a GenBank genome assembly. NCBI's taxonomy places the organism in Eukaryota, Metazoa, Nematoda, Chromadorea, Rhabditida, Thelaziidae.